Adineta steineri is the source of this 1023-nucleotide messenger RNA. NCBI's taxonomy places the organism in Eukaryota, Metazoa, Rotifera, Eurotatoria, Adinetida, Adinetidae. The record is from the annotation of a GenBank genome assembly.
AUGUCAACAAAAUCUUCUGCUAAUGUUUCGUCAAUAAAACGAAAGGUACAAAUUGUCCAACAACCUUCACCAAUAUCAUCUCCUACACCAUCGAAACAAAUUAAAAAAGAGCCAACUAUAGAAAAACUUAAGACUGAACGUCAACAUGAAAUAACUGAAGAUGAUAUAAUACGUUCACGUCUUCUUUAUGAAGGUGAUCAAGGUAUUGAUGAUCGACGUAUAUUAACAUUAAUGAAAACAUUCAAUAAAUAUAUAUUUGAUAUAUCACCAAAUUCGGAUGAUAAUAGUUUAGUUAUCGAAAAAUUACUUUCUUCACUUUAUUCUAUUGAACAUUCACAUCGUCUUUUUCAAACAACUUAUCUUAUGGAUGAACGUGAACAAUUAUGUUAUGCUUCGAAAAGUAAACGUAUGAAUGAACAAAUAAUACAAUUACGUCAAGAACUUGAUCAAAGUGAAUUACGUUUAACUGAAGCUAAACAGAAACGUUUAAAUCUACUUGAAUAUGAUGCACGUGCAGCUACCAUUAAUAAAUUAGGUACACGUCGUGAAUUACGUGCACAACAAGCAGCGACAUUAGAAAGAAAACAUUAUUUCGAACAUCUACAACAAACAUUUGAAGCAACUUAUCAACAACGAUUGAAACAGAUUGCUGUUUAUAUGCGUCCAAUAUUUGAAUUAGAUGAAAUUUUAAGGCAAGAUGCUCAUGAAGAUAGUCCAACUGAAGGAUCAAGUGAAUCUCCUGUUGAACAAUUAACACAACCAUUGACUCCUGUUUUACCAACUACAAAAUUUGAAAGACAACGAACAAAUUCUGAUUCUUCAACAGCUUCAAUGGAUGCUGAUGAUACGAAUUCAACAGCACGUUCUAAAAGACAACAUAAAAAUCAUUUAGGAUUGAAUUUCCUAUCAAAUUCCUUAGCAAAUAAUCAGCCACAAGCAUUAUUCUCAACAGAAACAGAACUAUUUGGUUCACAACUUGUUAAUCCAUUGUUAUUAUUGUCUUCUUCGUCAAAUAUUUCUUAA